Molecule: messenger RNA, 990 nt
Organism: Salvia miltiorrhiza (redroot sage)
Lineage: Eukaryota; Viridiplantae; Streptophyta; Magnoliopsida; Lamiales; Lamiaceae
Product: transcription factor bHLH96-like
Exons: 3
Coding region: 43-810 (255 amino acids)
Biological process (GO): regulation of transcription by RNA polymerase II
Molecular function (GO): protein dimerization activity; RNA polymerase II cis-regulatory region sequence-specific DNA binding; DNA-binding transcription factor activity, RNA polymerase II-specific
Source: RefSeq, a predicted model, not a curated record
UUUUACAACUCCUCUUGUUGUUGAGAGAGAGAGAGAGAGAGAAUGGCUCUGGAAGGUGUGAUUUACCAGCAAGAUCCACUCAUCUAUGGCUGCAUAGAUUACAACUACUGUACGGAAUUGGGCGUUGAAGAGAAGUUUAAUGUGGAACAGAGUAGUGCAAUUGGAUAUUGGGAGUCAUCUCCGCCUCUCAACGCCACUUCUUCAGCGGAGGCCCGCCGCAAGAGGCGCCGGAGCAAGACCUUGAAGAACAAGGAGGAGCUGGAGACCCAGAGGAUGACUCAUAUCGCCGUCGAGAGGAAUCGCCGCCGCCAGAUGAACGACUACCUCGCCGUCCUCCGCUCCUUGAUGCCUCCUUCCUACGCUCAAAGGGGAGAUCAAGCAUCGAUUGUUGGUGGUGCGAUCAAUUUUGUGAAGGAACUGGAACAACUACUUCAAUUUCUGGAAGCUUACAAGUUGAUGGAUCGACAAGACAUGGGCAGCAGCAGUGACAAAGUAUUUCGUAAUUUGUUGAGCUUUCCUCAAUACUCUGGGAAGGCGGCGGACAUCGAGGUGACGAUGGUGGAGACUCAUGCAAGCAUCAAGAUCUUAGCCAAGAAAAUGCCUAAACAGCUCCUCAAAAUGGUGGCUGGAUUUCAAUCAUUUUGCCUCAACAUUCUCCAUCUUAACAUCACCACCCUUGAUCAAUCUGUUCUAUACUCUUUCAGUGUUAAGGUAGAAGAUGAAUGCCAGUUAAGCACAGUGAAUGAGAUAGCCACAGCAGUGCACGAGAUGGUUGGAAGGAUCCAACAUGAUUCUACAUCUUUAGCUUAGACAGGGCGCCACACACUGCCUUUUUUUAAAUCAUAUUCAUUUGUAAUUGUCGCAUCUCUCUCUCUCUCUCUCUCUCUCUCCAAAUUGUAAACAUAGUCUUAGGAUGCAAUUAUUGUAUGUUACUUUCUAGGAUUAUUAUAUUUACCAUAUAUAUAUGAACUAUGGCCUGUUUGGGAACGA